CAGACGCUGAGUUGAGCAACAUUCAAAAUGCUCGCGAAGCAGUUAACCACCAUUUCCCUUUACUUUGUCGCCUUGCUGAUCCUUGCUGUGGCUGCAGUGCCUUUCGAUAGUUCGACAAUAUCUGAAGAUAAUAAUUCUCCAACGCUUAAUCUAGGAAAUUGCGGAAAACGUUACUAUCAGGGGAAACUGCCCACCGAUAGUAGAUUAUACGAAAACCCGUGGUUAGCGCGUUUCGGGUACAACAGAAAUGGCAUUCUGACCUACCUCUUCCAAGGAGCUCUAAUACACGAACUGUUUGUAGUGUCCACGGUUUUCGCUACCAAAUUCACCGAUUUCGGUCAACUAACACACGUCCGUUUGGGUGAAUAUAAUAGCAGCACUGACCAUGAUUGUCAGAUAAUUAAUUCAAAAGCCGGGGAAACAUGUGCCCCACCAACGCAAGACAUUGCCGUCGAUGUGAUCAUCGUUCAUCCGAUGUACGAUGCGUACGAGCAGGUCAACAAUAUUGCCCUCGUGCAGUUAAGCAAACCAGCAAAAAUUACUCCCCCAUCGGUGCUACCGAUAUGCAUUAAUCAAAAUGUAGAACCAGAAGCCGCCUUGCUGUUGGUCGCAUCAUGGUGCGGUCGAAGAGAGACGGGUCUGUCUCUGAUUCCAAAGCAGUACAUCAUGGUUCACAAAAAUCCCAGACAGUGCAGAGAGCUCCUGACCGGAUACUCGCUGAAGCAAGAUGAUAAUAUGUUCUGUGUGGUACUGGAUUCGCGCUAUAAAUCACCCAGUGACAUUAACUUGGAACCAAAUCUGCGGGGAAGUACUGGUGCACCGGUGGUAACAACGCAAUUUGACGAUCGGAUCUCUCUCGUUGGUCUGCUAUCGUACGGUCCUAGGUACCCGGCAAAGUUCGAAGAGCCUUACAUAGUAAUGUCCAUUGCACCGUACUACGAUUGGAUGCUUAGCACGAUCGAGACAGCGGUCGCCCGAAUUGGCGAGGAAGCAUAA
This is a messenger RNA of Anopheles aquasalis, 996 nucleotides long. RefSeq names its product serine protease easter-like. The record is from RefSeq and is a predicted model, not a curated record. Gene Ontology annotation, biological process: proteolysis. Gene Ontology annotation, molecular function: serine-type endopeptidase activity. NCBI's taxonomy places the organism in Eukaryota, Metazoa, Arthropoda, Insecta, Diptera, Culicidae.